Messenger RNA from Oikopleura dioica, 1020 nucleotides. Lineage: Eukaryota; Metazoa; Chordata; Appendicularia; Copelata; Oikopleuridae. The record is from the annotation of a GenBank genome assembly.
AUGAAGUUGAAAAUCAAGGGUGUCCUCUUUAGGUUUUCCUAUCGGAUAUUCUCGAACAGCGACAGUUACAAUUAUUUACUGGAGCGAUUUUCUUGCCAAAGAAUUGGUCGUUAUCAAUUGAUUGGAAAGCGCAGUAUGUCCACAUUCGCCGCUCAAAUCGCCGUUGAAGACAAAGUUCUUGUCGGAGACGCGGUAAAGGUGAACGCAAAAGUGGCAGAAAUCAACAAAGCUGGCGCGAAAGAGAUCCAAUGUGUUUUCGACUUUGAUGCGACGAUUUCAAAGCACAAACAUAAUGGCGAACACGCUGCCUCGUGCCAUACUGCGCUGGAAAAGACCCUGGGCGAAGAAAAGUACUCGGAAAUGGUUGAGUUGAGAAACAAGUUCAUCAAGAUUGAGUUCGACCCGGCCCUGACGCCUGAAGAAAAAUCGCCUCACAUGACAGAGUGGUGGUCAACAGCGCACAAGAAAAUCGUCGAACAUCAUGUUCAAAAACAGAAGAUUCAAGAGUCAGUCAGAAAAUCUGCCAUUCACAUUCGAGAAAGAAACGAUGAGUUCUUCAAACUAUUGGAGAAAACGCCAGUUCUUCUCUUUUCAGCUGGAAUCAAACAAAUAGUCGAAUACGCGAUGGAGUACAAAGCUGCUGCUGGGCUAACCUCCAACAUGGACGUCGUUUCGAACGAAAUGAUUUUCGACGAAAACGAGAACGUAGUAGACUUCUCCGAGCCACUUAUCCACACCUUCACGAAGAAUACGCAAUCGAUUGGCGAGACUUGGCGGCGAAAACUGCGUGAAAGAAAGAAUGUUCUUCUCAUGGGUGAUAGCGAAGGAGACCCAGAUAUGGUGAGGGAUGAUGAUUUGGCUGAAGGAGGAACUUGCUUGAGAGUGGGAUUCCUCAAUCGCGAUUCCCCCGAAGCCAGAGAAAAGUACCAAAAACUCUACGACAUCGUCAUCGUCGACGACGAGAGCCUCUCAGUUCCUAUCAAAAUCGUUCAAGCAAUCCUUUCUGUCGACUCCGAAUAG